ACCUAGACACUCAGGUGCACUUUCGACAAACUUGCUCCCCAAAAGACGACCGAGCAAAGUUUCUCGUCUUGAAAAGUAUUGAUAAGACAUGUUCAAUGAAAGAAGAAGAGUGAAGCGAUUGUUUACGAGUUGCUACGUGGACGAACCUUGAAUUGCCUUGAAGCUCGUAAGCCAUGUCUGCAGGCAACGUGGGCAGCGCAAGAGAAAGCUCGAAGGCUGGCAACUACAAACGAGGACUGAGCCAGACUGGCAGCAGGGGGUCUUCGUCCUUCGAAGAGCGCUGCGUUGACCCCAUCGAGCCCGAGUUGCAAGCCCCUCAGAAAACCUCAAACGGGGGGGAAUGUGAUUCCUUCCUCCCUUCCUCAUCCGAGCCCCCUAAUGCUACUCAAAACUGCAAUCCAUGCGCUUCUCCGAAGGCUUGCAAGACAUUAAUGUGCAGCGUCCUGACGUGCGGCCUGUACAGAGUGUGCCUGCGAGCGCCAUGUCUUGGUCCCAAAGAGCCAAAUAAAGAAUGCGAGGAGCCGGAGGAGCUGAGUCUUCGUGCCGAGAAUCCGGCCGACCACAAAGAGGAAGAAGAAGAUGAUACGGACUGGCUAGGGGACGUCUGCUUCGCGGGAGUCAAAGUGGACAGCCCGAGAGAUUAUAUCGACGCUGACUCUGUGACGUACGUGCGUCAAACGCAGCCGUGCCAUGUUUCCUUGCAGGAGGUCAUACAAUGGGACGACUGGGGGGAUGAGGACGAGGAGAACGUGGACUCUCUGAUCACCAAAAAGCUGCUAGAGCUCUACACCGAGUACCAGAUCGAGGAGCUGGCACGCUGCACCACGGAUUCUGUGUUCUUGCGAAAGACCAAUAAAAUCAACCAGCUCAUUAACUCGCUGGCCGAGGAGCAUCAGAUGGGCGAGCAGGAGGCCGAGAGCAGGCUGGUGCGAGGCAUCAUCCGCAUCAGCACGCGCCGUAGCAAGAAGAAGAAACGUCCGGUCGCCUCACGCCCCGAGAGAACGCUAACGGAUAGCGGCAACGAGACCAUGAGGGAGAGCGACUCUUUUGUAUGCAGCAAUAACAAUGACUACAAAUCCAAUCCCAACAUCCAAAUAUCAGAAUUAACGUCUUCUGACAAGUGUGCCCGUGACAUGUGGAGGAACAACAGAGGUCGCACAUCCGACUCAACGUCAACGAGUUAUUCGCCCUCCAACACGGAGACGGACUCGUCAGGUUUCCCGCUCAUUCGCACGUCCGUCAGAACAUGAAUCCGUACACAGGAGGGUGUCCUCAACUUACGCAGGUCCUGCGGUGUUGAAGUAACCUGAAUAUGUGUGGAAGCCAAGAAGCACCACAGUCAGAGAAAGUGCAUUUUCUAGUUACGGUAAAUAUUUGUAUGACCAAUAACUCUAAGUUGCAAAUAUGAAACAGAUGAAUAGCGAUUACUCUUUGAAAGGAAUUGCGUGAGAAGGACACAAGUGAACUCAGGGCUCUCUGUUUCAAUAUUUGCUAUAUUUUCCUGUGUACCUGAAUUGCUAUUGCAGUGGAACGCUGCGUAACCAGAAAUUCUCAAUGAUUUUCAAUCUAAUUUAUGUGUUUUCUCAUCUCACGGCUGUUGCAUUCAUAUAGGAUACUUAUUGCAAUGAAGGGAGUUGCCUUGUUCGUGAUAAUCAUCCUAACGAGUGGAAAUGAAGCAAACAUCCAAAGGCGUUUUGAAUGUGUUUUUUAUCCCUGUGGAUUAACAACUCUCUUCUGAAUAUACGUACACAUGCAAUGUAUAAGAAAUUGUAACUGUUUGCCUCACAAAAAGUUCCACCUGCCUCUUUUUGCGUCCUCUAAUCAGGUGCUUAUUGUGGAAUUGUGCCCCUAAGCUAUUGCCUGUAAUUUUAUUCUUUUAAUGAGUGAGGUAAAUAUGCAGAUCACACUCUUAUUGCAAUUGUUUUUUUUUUUUUUUCUUAAUCAUAAUUAAUUGUUCUCUGAAAUAAAUCCAGUGAGGUAAA
Molecule: messenger RNA, 1982 nt
Organism: Corythoichthys intestinalis (scribbled pipefish)
Lineage: Eukaryota; Metazoa; Chordata; Actinopteri; Syngnathiformes; Syngnathidae
Exons: 4
Coding region: 174-1250 (358 amino acids)
Biological process (GO): regulation of epidermal cell division; keratinocyte development
Cellular component (GO): cell junction
Source: RefSeq, a predicted model, not a curated record